CUGACUAAUAUGGCGACCAUGUCUGAACCCCUGACUCUUGAGAAAGAUGUCAACCGAGCGAUUGAGCUCCUGGAGAUUUUACAAAAUAACAGCGACUUGCAAGCAAGCAAGCUUGGUGCCCUACAGAAGGUAUUACAGAGUGAUUUCUGCCAAGCCGUGAGGGAGGUGUAUGAACAUGUUUACGAAACGGUCGAUAUCUCCGGUAGUCCUGAGAUAAGGGCCAACGCUACUGCCAAGGCCACUGUUGCAGCUUUUGCGGCCAGUGAAGGUCAUUCCCAUCCUCGUGUCGUCGAAUUGCCCAAAACGGAGGAAGGUCUUGGCUUCAACGUAAUGGGCGGCAAGGAACAGAACUCGCCUAUCUACAUUUCUCGUAUCAUCCCCGGGGGAGUGGCCGACCGACACGGAGGACUAAAGAGGGGUGACCAGCUCUUGUCUGUCAAUGGUGUUAGCGUGGAGGGCGAACACCAUGAGAAAGCUGUCGAUCUUCUCAAAGCGGCUCAAGCACACAUUGUGGGCAUCGAAGAAAAACGUUCCGUCAAGCUGGUCGUCCGGUACUCGCCGCAAAUUCUCGAGGAAAUGGAGGCAAGGUUUGAAAAACAACGCCAGGCCCGCCGACCGCAACCAUAAAUCAACUUGCCAUAUUGCUGCGUUCGGGCGUGCGCGCCAUAUCUGUGCGUGCACGUGACAUAUCGGUGUGAGCGCAACAUGCGUGUAGAUCUUGUCAUCUCUUUCAAACAGGCACUGUCAAUCUCAUUGUGCGAUACACGCCACGCGUUCUGGAGGAAAUGGAGGCUAGAUUCGAUCAACAGCGCACUCUCAGGACGAUCAGGAAAUACCCUUCAACAUAGACUAUAGGGGGCGCCAAGCGAUUGUCACAACUGUUGGCUUGAGCUCUGCAAUAGAACUGUUUAAUUUUGGCGUGUCCCAAUUUGUCCUGCAUACCUGUUUAAAGGGGGACUAUAGGCAGGAAUCGGAGGUCGGAUGAAGUCCCCAAUAGGUGUCUCUAUUCUUUCACACUACAUUGGUGCAAGAAAUGUGGUUGCUGGGUAAAACUAGCCCCAGUCCCCCACCCUCACUGAAGACCGCCUGUUGGAUCACCUUUCUCCUGCCUAUAGUUCCCCUUUAAUGGACGCCCCUGCCAAACAGCUUUGGACAUUUUUUCAUCCUAUUUGUGCAUACAGAUUGUGUACGUAUACACUUGUCAUCAUUGUCCAAUGUUAUCAUACUUAUGUAGUUGUUUAUGACUCAAGGGCUGACUGUUAAAAAUGUUACAUCAUUAUUAUUGCAUCAUAUCUAUGCCAGACAUAGUGGGCAGGUUAAAAACUCAUGCUGGUAUGAAGCAAUUAUGUUUUUAUUUGAAUAUGUUAUUGGUCUCUAAAUCUAUCCAUGGGAAAAAAGCUAUCUGGACAUAUAAGUAUAUUUAAAAUAACAUUGUGUUAUUCUAAACCGCUUUGCUUGCGGACCACUUUUGCGAUGUCUGACCCAGCCUUGGAUAUCAUGACGUCAACCAAUACCGAUGACAACACCACCAUCGGUAGAUAAACGCCACGGUACAGAAUUUCUCUGCUUCGUUUUUUGGCUGUAAUAACAUUGUAAAUCGGUCCUUAGAUGUUCAAAUGUUGAGUCGGGGUGCUAUGUAUAAAGGGAAAAUGUCUCGUGAAGAAAUGUUCGUAUGACAGUAACAAAGUUAUCCAUAUAGCCUCAAUGUAUGUCACUGUUUGUGAAAUUGUGUGAAAGGUUUAGGAUGUAAAAUUGACGUCAUUCACCCAGUAGGUGUACUUUAUUAGUGGUAUGGAAAUCUAGCCACCUCAGACGAGAUGUUACCCGCAUUGUGGGCGAUGUGAGCAGGGUCAGGGCCAUGAAUUGACAUCCAAAGUCGCUGCCUGAAUUACGUCGCUGCACAGCCUAUGGUCAUUCGACUUCAUGCACUCUGCUUGUUGGAAAGCGAUGACAUUGUCGACAUUAAUUUUAGCACCGCGAGGUUGAGAGAAUUUUUGUGAAGAAUAUAUCCAACAUAUCAUAUCAACUUGUUUAAAUUGAUUGAAAUUAUGAAACGAGGGAUACUUCUUAGAACAAUUUGUAAAUUUGAAUUUGUGACCCCGAGGAUGACAGAAUAAAUCUUGUUUCCUUUAUUUCGUAAGGUAAUUGCCCUUAACUCUUACUGCCUGUGUUCUAAGAAGAAUCCUUCACUGACCUUAUUUUAAUGAGCCAUAUACGUCCUAAUCAUGUUUAAAUCGUAUGAAAUGACAGAUAUUGUAAUUAUGAUUAUUUGUAUAUUGUGCAGGUUUUGUACAGAUGUUGGUAUUUGUCAUGUAUAUUCAGGUUAUGUUCUUACUAAAGUAAUUGUUUGCUAUAAACUCUACUGCUUGUAAUGUAGUGUACCAGGCAAAACAAAUAAUUUCAGUGAUUAAUUACUAUCAACUAUGUAAAGUGAUGUGAGUCCUAAAAAAGAAAUCAUAUUUAGGCAGGAAUGAUAAGUUGGUCUUGAAACGUGAAAAAUCAAAUGAAAGAUGUUAUAUAGCGCUUUAGAUUGAACUACAUUCUCAAAGUGCUUUACAUUCUUUGCCAAGACUAAUCCUGAAACCUUUCUGAAGAUACCAAAGUGCGCAUACAUGAUUUUCAGGCCUGUUUGAGAAAAUGCUGAUUGAACAACCGGCCCUUAUAAUUACUUGUUUUGUUCUGGUAUUAAUGCAACAGUACAGUAUAGUAUUCCAGACACACUUAGUGGUCAGAAGACGAGGUCUUGUUUUAGUGAAAUUUAGUCUGUAGUUUAUAUCAUGUUACAUGUAUGUACACCUGUGGAACCAGCAACCACCUCUCCGAGGGUCUUCCACAUCUCGAGUCGGGGCCAGCCACCUCUCCGAGUAAAUCCGGCCUUAGACAUUCACCAACUCUAAUCUGGGCCUUAUGGACAGCACAUCCAGCUUACAACUUCCUCACAGUGGUGAAGCUAUGCCAGGAAACACAAGAAGCCUUGUUUGUGUUUACAAACUUAUGUUGCAACACAGGUUUGAGCCUUUGAAAGAAAUACCCUCGGAAAGGUUGUUACUGAUUCCGCUGUAUGAAUGCAAUGAAUCAUCCUUUGGCCUCAUGUUUUGUAUUUAUUGGUUUAUAGGACAAACCUUUAGAAGGUGAGAAAAAAUAAAUACAAUGUAGUGGUUUCAUGUGAUGUUAUCACCUGCCAUGCUUGAGGGACAGACGAAAGAAAGCAUGUCCAAAAGACCAUGACAGCAUUGGAUUAAUAGUUAAGUCAGGCAUGGCAAGACCAUAGUCAUUGUUCUACCCUCCAACAUACCUGACCGUGAAAACGCUAUAUACAAAGAUAAAAACAACAUGAAAAGUGGAACCUUUACGACCCCACUUUUCUUUAUGGACCAGUCUAAUGUAUUAACUGGCAGAGUCUAAACGGGUAGAUUGGGGAGAAAAGGUUAAAGUUGUACUCAAGCAUGUCAAAGCUGUGCUUGAGUGCUUCAUAAAUCCAACUUGAAUAUUGUAGUUUGGGUAACACCGGCUUGUGAUUUCCAAACUCGAAACUUCAUUAGAACUCGAAUUUUCAAAUGUCGAAAAGUCUGAUGGGUUCUCCACCUGUGAACCAAGAAAUUCAGUCAUUUGGCCUUAAGAAGAUUGGUGUACCGCUUGUUUAUCAUGGAUGAUCAUUAUAUAUUAGUGUAUUAUCUCCAGUUAUUGAUUAUAUUUUAUCAUCAUGUGUAAAUUUAUCAUAUUGUAAUAAAUUGAACUUCUACAUACGU
Messenger RNA from Lineus longissimus, 3749 nucleotides. RefSeq names its product protein lin-7 homolog C-like. The transcript has 7 exons. Gene Ontology annotation, molecular function: protein binding. Gene Ontology annotation, cellular component: basolateral plasma membrane; cell-cell junction; synapse. The record is from RefSeq and is a predicted model, not a curated record. Gene Ontology annotation, biological process: protein localization to basolateral plasma membrane; maintenance of epithelial cell apical/basal polarity; neurotransmitter secretion. The coding region runs from base 10 to 627 and encodes 205 amino acids. Lineage: Eukaryota; Metazoa; Nemertea; Pilidiophora; Heteronemertea; Lineidae.